AUGAGGAGAGCGAGGCGAUCGGAACUGGAGACAAUUCGGACUAUCAACUGUAAAAUUUUGACUCAUCUUCCUUUCCGAGCUAUUUCAAGUCACACUUUUGAGGGUCUGAGAAGUGUCUUUAGAAUUGAAAUCUCACAGAGUGACUUCCUUGAAAGACUAGAGCAACAUUCUUUUAGCAGCUUGCACAAUCUUUCAGAAAUUUCUAUUCAAAAUACCAGACGUCUAAUGGACAUCAGUCAAGGAGCCUUCAGCAACCUUCCAAAAUUAAGAUAUCUAAGCAUCUGUAACACUGGUAUCAAAAUAUUUCCCGAUAUGACGAAUAUAUUUUCCCUGGAGUCGUAUUUUGUCCUGGAGGUCUGUGACAAUUUACUUAUAAAAUCCAUUCCAUCAAAUGCCUUCCUUGGAAUGAGUAAGGAUCAAGUAACAAUGAACUUGUACAAAAAUGGCUUCAGGGAAAUACAAAGUCAUGCAUUUAAUGGAACCAGGCUUGAGAAAGUGAUACUGAAAGGCAAUAAAAGACUACAAAAGAUACACAAUGAUGCAUUGAAAGGUGCAGUAGGCCCAGAUGUGCUAGAUGUCUCUUCCACUGCACUUGAGUACCUCCCAUUGUAUGGUCUGGACUCUGUUCGCAUACUGAUAGCCCAUUCGUCUUAUUCACUGAAGAAACUGCCACCUUUAAAUAAAUUUAUCAACCUGCAGGAGGCUCAUUUAACGUAUCCCAGCCACUGUUGCUCCUUUAAGAAUAAGAGAAGGAACAAACAGGCCUUAGAUGGAGCCAGUUGGGAAAUUUUAACUAUGCGUUGUGAAGAUGACAGCAGCUCAAUGGAAGUUGUGUCAACCUCACCAUUCAAUUCAUCAGGACUGAUUGGAGGUUCAACUCUAGAUGAAACCCUGAUGGUAGACUCACAAUACCCAGAAUAUGAUUUUUGUUUGACACAAAGGUAUCUUCAUUGCACCCCAGCACCGGAUGCCUUUAACCCCUGUGAAGACAUCAUGGGCUAUGACUUACUACGGAUCCUUAUUUGGUUUAUUAACGUCCUGGCCAUCAUGGGCAACUUAACAGUCCUGGUUGUUUUCGUGACCAGCCAAUACAAGCUUACUGUUCCCAGGUUCCUGAUGUGUAAUCUAGCAUUUGCUGAUUUUUGCAUGGGCAUUUAUCUUCUACUGAUUGCCACGGCUGACUACAGAACUAGAAGCCAGUAUAAUCAGUAUGCGAUAGAAUGGCAGAUGGGUGCGGGUUGCAGCUCUGCUGGCUUCUUCACUGUAUUUGCAAGCCAGCUGUCUGUGUAUACCCUGACAGUCAUUACCCUUGAAAGAUGGUACACCAUUACUUAUGCCAUACAACUUGAACGGAGGCUGUCUCUAAGACAUGCUCUGUUCAUCAUGAUGGGGGGCUGGCUUUUCUCAGUAGCUAUGGCACUCUUGCCGAUAUUAGGAGUAAGCAGCUACAUGAAGGUGAGCAUCUGUUUGCCGAUGGAUAUUGAAACACCACUCUCUCAGAGUUACAUCAUCUUCAUUUUGCUCCUUAACACGACUGCCUUUGUCAUUAUCUGUGCCUGUUACAUUAAAAUUUACCUUGCUGUAAGGAACCCUCACUAUGUCACCAAACACACAGAUGCCAAGAUUGCCAAACGGAUGGCAGUGCUUGUUUUCACAAACUUUACCUGCAUGGUACCCAUCUUGUUCUUUGCCAUCUCAGCUGCCUUUAAGGUUCCACUGAUCACAGUCACACAUUCAAAAAUCCUGCUGGUGUUCUUUUACCCGAUUAAUUCGUGUGCAAACCCUUUCCUGUAUACUGUUUUCACGAAAACAUUCAGACGGGAUGUUUGCAUUAUGCUCAGUUGGUUUGGAUGCUGUAAAAUUGAGGCCAACAUACGUAGGAUGUCUUUCUACAACAGCGGGAAUUAUACAAUGAGGAAUAAUAGCUCAGGAACGGCAAACAGGAGUUCGCAGUUGGUGUUGAAAAUGGCUGCAUUCAGCUCUUAUCCUUCUCCACAAGUGAAACAAGAAUUGGUCUGCAAGCAAAGUUAAUGAAAUCGUUGUCAGCAUGGAUGGACAAUGAAUAUUUCAUUGUUGUAUAUUUGGGUGCAUUUAGGAGAUGUAACAGGAAACCUAAACACAGCAGUAGUUUCUUCUGUAUAGAACUGCUCAUUAUGCAGGACUAGCUACAAUGCGAACCAUUCAACCGUCAAACAGAACCAAUACAACCUGAGUGGAGGAUGUCAGCGACUGAUUGACAUCAGAGAAGAAGAGAACUAAAAGUCCAGUAUGAUGCACAUUCCAGACAAAAAUAAAGGCAGCCCACCAUCCAUGCAUUGAGUAAACAGCUGCCAUUUCUAGGCCGCACUGCUUCUCUCUGUACAAUUUAACAAUACAGAAACAAAAUGAGUGAAGGGAGCGCACAGGC
This is a messenger RNA of Polypterus senegalus (gray bichir), 2407 nucleotides long. RefSeq names its product lutropin-choriogonadotropic hormone receptor-like. Gene Ontology annotation, cellular component: membrane. The coding region runs from base 1 to 2031 and encodes 676 amino acids. The record is from RefSeq and is a predicted model, not a curated record. Gene Ontology annotation, biological process: ovarian follicle development; male gonad development; ovulation cycle process. Gene Ontology annotation, molecular function: luteinizing hormone receptor activity. NCBI's taxonomy places the organism in Eukaryota, Metazoa, Chordata, Cladistia, Polypteriformes, Polypteridae. The transcript has 11 exons.